UGUAGUCAAACUAUCAAACUUGUCAUUUAUUUUGGAGCCAUGAGUCAAAACAAGUAUUUUCAGACCAUCUUAAAAUUAACCAAAUUCUUUUUUCCCAGCAAUGAAAAUACUAAAAUUCCACCCGUUUUAAAUAAGACCACGUUAUUAGAUAAAGAUCCCAAACCACAAUUACCGAAAAGUAACUUCUCGAGCUUACGGAGCCAGUUAGAUGCGCCAGAAAGAGAAAGAUUAAAAGCAUUGCAACACGGAAAACUUUUGGCACCCGUCAAGGUACAAGAUGAAGCUGAGAAAAUAAGAUCAUUGUAUGAAGAGGAAGAUGUCGACGAGCAGGAAACAUCGGUCAAGACCAAAAAUGAAAAGAAGCCAUGAAAUUUACUCCAUGAAAAAACGAAGAAAGAAAGUCAGUUGCAUUCACGGUAACCGGAGCACUUUUUGUUACGAAAACUUAAAUUCGAGGAAAAUAUUUGUACUUCGAAAUGUUUUGACUCUGACUCCAUGAAUAAAUAGACUGAUUUUUAUAUAA
Molecule: messenger RNA, 523 nt
Organism: Aethina tumida (small hive beetle)
Lineage: Eukaryota; Metazoa; Arthropoda; Insecta; Coleoptera; Nitidulidae
Exons: 2
Coding region: 40-369 (109 amino acids)
Source: RefSeq, a predicted model, not a curated record